This is a messenger RNA of Babesia bovis T2Bo, 1440 nucleotides long. RefSeq lists its product as uncharacterized. Bases 14 to 1420 code for a protein of 468 amino acids. The record is from RefSeq and is a predicted model, not a curated record. Gene Ontology annotation, cellular component: endomembrane system. The transcript has 8 exons. Gene Ontology annotation, biological process: regulation of cyclin-dependent protein serine/threonine kinase activity; regulation of mitotic cell cycle. Lineage: Eukaryota; Apicomplexa; Aconoidasida; Piroplasmida; Babesiidae.
AAAUAUCGUAAUUAUGGCUCCUGUUGAGUUACCGUAUAAUCAAAUCCUGAACUGGGUGAUGGCCAGGGGAAAGAUACCUCAGGAUUGCAACAAGAGACUUCUCUCGUUGGAACAACAGUGCAAAGGAUUCUUUGAUAAACAUACGAACCUUCCAGACAAUGUUAAACAACUUCAGAAGCAAUCUAAUUCAAACUACACCGAAUGGUAUGGAAUCAUCAGUGAUGUUGUUGAAAAACUUAAAGCGACAGAAGAAGGAGAAAAGGUGAAUUUCAUGGGACAAUAUACCUACGAGCCUCUAUAUGAUGCAAAUAAAAUCCUGAAGGAGUUCCAUAGUCACAAUAUCCAUCUUGUCUCCUACUACCAACUACUCCUGCAACAAACCACUUAUAACGCGCCAUCGAUCAAGAAAUCUGCAGAACGUGUAACGAAAGAGCUUGUUGAAUACAGAAAUAGGAAAACCACAUGUCUACGUAGAUUGAAAGCAGGAGCUGUUGAAAUUUCUAGUAAACUAGCAUCCUACAAUAUAGAUAUUGAACAAUAUCCAUUCGAUAUUGAAUUCGUACCGAUCCUAAAGGAGAAACUUAUUGAGGCAAUCACUCGCAAGAAUACUGAGCUCACAAUAGAAAAAUACAAAUGGACAAAAGAACUCUGCGAAAUAUUAUGCAGCGAAUUAUUGCCAGUGUUUGUUGCAUUUGUGAACAUGAACGAAAUGAAUAUGCUAUAUGAUGCAACAACUGUGAUGCAGACAGUAAAGGAGACCGCAGAACAUGGGAUGGAUGUCACUGUGUCGAAUUUAAAUGAUGGGAAUUCAGCAAAUGAUAAUUACGGUCAAGAUGGUAGUUCCAAUAUAAAUGAAAAUAAUCCAGAUCAUAACACGCAAACAAAUGAUAGUUCGCACAUCAAUAUAUUCAAUCUCAAACUGGGCAAUGCGUCAUUCAGACAGAAACUGCUCGGAGAAUUACUAGAGCUGCAAACGUUUGUAAAGACCAGGAUUGAUGAACUUAGAAACAGAUCGGCUAACGCCAACUAUAUAUUUAGCUAUGUAAGUGAAAAGGUAAAUUCCUUGGUCCAACAGCCACUCUCUAAGUACGAGAAAUGCAUGGAUAUACUAAACGAAGCGAUUGAACUCAUUAGUGGGACAGCUGCCCUGAGGAGCAUAAGUUUACUUAGAAACCGAAGUGAAGUAGAAAAGUCUGCUAAUGUUGACUUGGAUGUUUUCACUAGGUGUUGCAAUAACGUCACCGAACAAAGUUCACUCACAAGGCGCAUCGAGUCAACGGAAGAAGCCUUACAAAAACUAAACAGUGAAUUGGAAGAAGUACGUAAGAUAGUCAAACAAACAAAAUCAAAGCUCGAGACCAUCGCCGCUCAAAUUAUGGGUGAAAAAGUUACACUAUUCGGUGAAAUAGACGAAAUAUAAACAUCUAGACUUAUUAUAAA